AUGGCAGAAGAACGGAGGCACUGGCAGGCAGUCAUCAAGGCGUUCGAUGGGUAUCAGCACUAUCAUAUGUCGGCGCAACAUGCCCGCAAGAUGAGCGUCCUUACGCUGCCCAAGGCGGAGAAGGAGAUAUACAGGAUGCUCGGAUAUAUGGACAAGGUCGAAGCCGUAGACGAGGGUAUACGACAAAACCAAGAGUUCCUGGACGAGAUGAUUGCCAACCCAGUCUUCUCAGAGAUGCUCCAAGAUCCCGAACCUGAAGACAUUGGUCAUUCACACGCUGGAGAGUAUUCGCACGACCACAGCCAUGGUCACUCCCACUCUCACUCUCAGCCCCAACCUCAAACCGCGUCCCGCCCGGGGUCCCCCUCCAAACCAUCUCGCUCACAGCUCGACGCCGCCCAAGACAAAGUACGCUCCACGCUUCGCUCUUUCGUACGCGACUGGUCCCCUCUAGGCCAGCCCGAACGCGAUGCCUGUUACCGCCCCUGCCUCGAGGCGCUCGAAAAGCACUUUCCUUCUUUCCACGACUACCCCGAGGGAGGGGAGAGGGAGGAAGUGAAGGUGCUUGUACCUGGGUGUGGGCUGGGGAGGCUGGCUAUGGAGAUCGCUUCGCAAGGUUUCACCGCACAAGGAAACGAGUUCAGCACAUACAUGCUCAUAGCAUCCGACUGGGUCCUCAACCAGACGACCCGCCCAAACUCACACACCAUCUACCCCUUCCUCCACUCCUUCUCCAACCACCUCACCACCGAACAUCACUUGCUCCUCUCCACUACCAUCCCAGACGUAUGUCCUUCUGAAGUCUUUGCCCGCACUCCCCACGCCGGAGGUGGAGAAAAGUAUAAACCGGGGGCGUUUUCGUUGGUCGCUGGUGAUUUUGAAGAAAUCUACGGCCAACCCUCUCCCUCCCCCUCUUCCUCCUUCGACAGAGAAGGCGGCGGAGACAAAGAAGACGAGAAGGAAGACCAAACAGGCCAAUGGGAUGCCAUCGUGACAUGCUUCUUCAUCGACUGUUCUCGCAACAUCCUCAACUACCUCCGUACCAUCCACAACCUCCUCCCCCCUCUCUCUCCUUCAGCAGAGGGUGGCGGAGGCGGGGUGUGGAUCAAUAUCGGCCCGCUGUUGUGGCAUUUCGAAAACUCGCCAACGACUUCGACGAAAGGAGAGAGGAGUGUGGAAUUGAGUUUGGAUGAAGUAAAGCAGUUGGGCGAUUUGGUGGGGUUUGAAAUCCGAGAAGAAAAGAUGAUCAAGUCGACCUACACCAGCCCGCCGGAGAGCAUGUUGAGGCAUGAAUACACUACGGCAUUCUGGGUAGCCACAAAGAAAGAGCCCCGCGUACUCAUCCAAGGCGAUAAAGUCGUGCCCAACCCGCGAUACACCGAUACCAAAAGCGCAUAA
Cryptococcus wingfieldii CBS 7118 is the source of this 1398-nucleotide messenger RNA. RefSeq lists its product as hypothetical. Gene Ontology annotation, molecular function: S-adenosylmethionine-dependent methyltransferase activity. Bases 1 to 1398 code for a protein of 465 amino acids. The record is from RefSeq and is a predicted model, not a curated record. The transcript has 8 exons. Lineage: Eukaryota; Fungi; Basidiomycota; Tremellomycetes; Tremellales; Cryptococcaceae.